AUUUUGCGCUCCCACCCCUGGAGUUCUAUCGAGCUGUCAAAACUGCGCUGUUUAAUUUGCAGCAAAUUACAUAAAGAUAAGAAACCCGUAUGGCUUCGAUUCUACGCUCUAUUUCCGCCGUUGCGCGUAGCGCUUCUUUAUCCGGGAAAGCCCAUCCUCUUGCUGUUUCGACGAUAAUUCGGCACAAAUCUGAAGCUGCAGCUGAGACUAGACCCACUGUUCGUAAACCUAAUGCAGCGAUUCGAGCUGAUUUGUCCGAUUUCGGCAAAUAUGUAGCAGAAUGUCUUCCCAAAUACGUGCAAAAGGUGCAACUGACAUCCGGCAAUGAACUAGAAGUGCUGAUCGCUCCAGAGGGAGUUGUUCCGGUGCUCCAAUUCCUGAAGGACCAUCACCAGGCACAAUUCGCCAAUUUGGUCGAUAUCGCCGGAAUGGAUGUGCCAAGCCGUCAAUAUCGGUUCGAGGUCAUUUAUAAUAUACUUUCGUUACGUUACAAUGCACGUAUCCGCGUUAAAACCUACACGGAUGAGCUGACACCGAUCGAUUCGUGCAACGAAGUAUUUAAAGCGGCUAAUUGGUAUGAGCGCGAGGUGUGGGACAUGUAUGGUGUAUUUUUUGCCAACCACCCGGAUUUGCGCCGGAUUCUCACCGAUUACGGUUUCGAAGGGCAUCCCCAGCGCCGCGAUUUCCCACUAACUGGUUACGUAGAGUUGCGUUACGACGAUGAGAAGAAACGAGUGGUUUGCGAACCCUUGGAGUUGGCACAAGAGUUUCGCAAAUUUGAUCUUUCUGCGCCUUGGGAACAGUUCCCGAAUUUCCGCCAUGCAAAUCCAGCUACCGAGGAAAUUGCGACCAAGCCGGAAGAGAAAAAAUGAGCUACUCGCAAUGUACUUCUGGUAAAUAAAUGAUGUCUGUAGAUAAUAUAAUAUAAAAUAGUUUUUG
Molecule: messenger RNA, 939 nt
Organism: Toxorhynchites rutilus septentrionalis
Lineage: Eukaryota; Metazoa; Arthropoda; Insecta; Diptera; Culicidae
Gene: ND-30
Product: NADH dehydrogenase [ubiquinone] iron-sulfur protein 3, mitochondrial
Exons: 4
Coding region: 90-872 (260 amino acids)
Molecular function (GO): NADH dehydrogenase (ubiquinone) activity
Source: RefSeq, a predicted model, not a curated record